Molecule: messenger RNA, 1425 nt
Organism: Aphidius gifuensis
Lineage: Eukaryota; Metazoa; Arthropoda; Insecta; Hymenoptera; Braconidae
Exons: 6
Coding region: 1-1425 (474 amino acids)
Cellular component (GO): membrane
Molecular function (GO): ligand-gated monoatomic ion channel activity
Source: RefSeq, a predicted model, not a curated record
AUGAAUGUCGCUGUCUCAAAAAAAGUAGCACUGAUUAUGAUUAAAAAUGAAACUAAUAAUCUUCUUAGAAUAAUGCAAAAAGAUAGUCAAAAAUAUAACACUAAAGUCAUUAGUAAACUGACAAUCAAAGUGGACACAUUGCAAAAAAGUGUUGAAAAAUCACGUCAUACAUUAGAUGAGCUGAGUACAGAAGUUGCAACUGGUCAUUCAGCAGGAUCAGAUCUUCUUUCUGGUGGAUAUGAUAUUUGGCUUGGAGCAACUACAAUUCAUCUUUAUCCUCAAGGACAUUAUUCCUAUACACACCAAAUCGCUCGAACUUCGUAUUCACUAUUUGCAAUGUCAGAAGGAACUCACGUUUCUAAUUACUGGUAUACUAUGAUAUUCAGUCAAAGCUUAUGGUAUACGACACUUUUUUUCCUUUUGACUGUGGCUGCUUUUCUUGUGAUAACAUACAGAUUAAAAAAAAAUUUCUGCAAAAGUUACAGUGAAUACCAUGAUGAAUUUUCUGGAGUUUCGUUUAUUCUCAUUUUCGUUCUUGGAGGUGUGACUGGACAAGGUAUACAGACGAUUCCUUCAUCUUGGUCACUCAGAGUUCUCAUUGUCACGGCUUUAUUAAUGGGAGCAGUGAUUUCCUGCGGUUUUAGCAGCACCCUUACAUCGUUUUUGGCAAUCCGUGGUAGGCGUCUGCCACUUAAAGGUUUAGAAGAUGUCGCUAUGAAGCGAACACAUUCGCUUUGCGUGAGAAAUGAUAGUGGUGCUUAUGUAAAUUUAACUACAACACUCACUGCAGGCGCACCACUUCGUGCUGAAUGGAAAGAUAUCGUGAAUACAAAGCAUUGUCCUGAUAUGAAAGACACGAAAACUUUAGGAACAAAAUUAUGCAAUCCUGGUGUCGUUUUUCUCGAAGCUCCAGACGUUUUUUUAUCUGUCUAUCGGCUGGUUCAGCAUCGUUGUGACGUUGUUCAAAUAAAUGGAGAUUAUUGGCCUUUAAAAAUAUCUUUUUUAUUCGCAAGGUCUUCAAGAAUCCAACUUAUUAUUAAUAAAUACUUAGUGCGGCUCCACUCAUCAGGAAUUCUUAAAUAUUUGGAGAAGAAAUGGAUCUCUAGAGAAUUUCCAGAUUCAACGGAUCAUAAGUUUAGCUUCAAACCAGUCGAACAUGCACACAUUCGAUUUAUAUUUCUUGGACUUUGUCUUUUUAUUAUUAUUAGUGCUGUUGUUUGUGUAUUCGAAAAUGUUUGGUAUAAUUUAUCAACGCAAAUUGCGAAGAGUUUAAAAGUUAGAAAAAGAAAAAAAUUGAUCAAGGUGCUGAGGAUAGCAUUUACUAUUCGAUGCACGGAGAAAAAAAAACGACAAAUAUUGUUGAGAAAACAGGACAAAAAUUGUCGUGCCGCACAACAAAGUAGAGGCGAAGUUGAAACUCUAUAA